Molecule: messenger RNA, 3250 nt
Organism: Chara braunii
Lineage: Eukaryota; Viridiplantae; Streptophyta; Charophyceae; Charales; Characeae
Source: the annotation of a GenBank genome assembly
GUGUGGGCAAGGAGCACAGACUCGAUGCUGUGAUUGUGUGCGUGAUGUGCAACGAGACGCACACGAGUUUGUGCUGUGAUCGUGUGCGUGAUGUGCAGCGAGACGCACACGCGCAAACACGUGCAGCCACCUGGCGCUGCAGUGCGUAGCGUCGAGGGCAACCGGGGGGAGAGAGAGAGAGAGAGAGAGAGAGAGAGAGAGAGAGAGAGAGAGAGGAUAUGCGAGCCAGUAGUGGCAUACUCUGACUCAAGGCGUCGUAUCACUGCAGGUUGCUGUACUGUGUUGGAUAAUUUUGCUUUGGACAGACAGCCGCAGUGGCUGAAUUGACAAGAGAAGACGGUGCAAGGUGUGUGGUGUUUGCACCCAGACAGGCAAGGCAAGCCAGUUCUAUUUUGUGGGGGCUUUUAAUUGCACAUCAUGGCGAACUGGGGACGUAUGCCUAGAGGGAUGCCAGGGCCGCAGGGACCUGGUGGACCGAUCCCUGGACCCAUGGCAAGAGGGGGUGGACCCGGGCCUUUCGGUGGAGGGGGUGGAAUGCGGCCUACUCCUCAUGGCUGGAAUCAGCAGCCUUUCGGUGGCCCUCAACAGGGGCCUCCACCACCAGCAGUAAUGGAGCAUAAGAUUGCUACAAUGCAAUCGGAGAUUCAAAGGCUUCUGACAGAGAAUCAGCGGUUGAUGGCAACUCUGGUUGGUCUGCGGCAGGAGCUCGCAGCAGCUCAGGGGGAUGGGCAACGCAUGCAGCAGGCAUUGGCCCAGCAGGCAGAGAAAGAAGCAACCCUUCGCAACCUAAUGGAGCAGAACAGUCGAAUGCAUGAGGAGCUGCGAGCUGUGGAGCCCUUGAAACAAGAACUUCAUGGUUCCCGUGCAGAGCUGCAAAGUGCUCACUUGCGGAACAAAGAACUGGAGCAGUCAAGAACGACCUUGAAUCAGCAGCUGCAAACAGCGACAUCAGACCUCCAAAAGGCCCGGCAAGAGCUGGAGAGGAUUCCGGCCUUGAGACAGGAGGCACAGCUUGUUCCAAACUUGCGACAGGACAUCCAGCAUCUUCAACAGGAGCUACAGAAGGUCAGGAGUGCUCUAGAGUAUGAACAGAAAGUUAAUGCAGAGCAGAGGUCAAAAAAUCAGGCAUUGGAGACCAAUCUUAUCUCAAUGGCAAGGGAGAAUGAGAAGUGGCGUGCAGAGCGCACAAAUGCUGAAAGGGCAGGAAACUCUGGGUAUGCGCCAGGGGGAGGUGGCUUGCUGUCCAGCCGAUACUCUAGCUCCUCUGCGCAUUAUUCAGGAAUUUCGUCCUCCACGUUAGUGCAGCCACCACCAUAUAUGGAUGGGGGAUAUUUAGGUGUGGGAGCAGGAGGGGGCCCAACCGGGAUCACUGAGAAUGGGGUGGCAAAAUAUGGGGCCCAGCAUCCAGCCCCUCCUGCUGGCCCCACUUCUGCCCCGUGGUCGUCAUAUGGAGGCCCUGCAAAGCGACCUAUGUGAGAGAGAGAGAGAGAGAGAGAGAGAGAGAGAGAGAGAGAGAGAGAGAGAGAGAGAGAGAGAGAGAGAGAGAGAGAGAGAGAGAGAGAUGGUAGUCCUGGGGCUAGUAUGAGGAUGUAGAACGAAGUUACUCCUUACCACAGUGACCGUGCUGUCCCUGACCCCAGUUUCAUAAUUUUUGCAUAUGAGUCAAACAUGAUCAUCGAGUUUUGGUCCCGAGCAGCUCAGAUGUGUACAUACUUUUUCAGAAGGGUCAGAAAAAUUAAUGGGUGAAAUUUUCUGCUCAUCCUGCCAGGGAUGCGUUGAGAAAAUUUUGCACUGAUACUGGAUAAUGGUACGUCAGUGUUUGUGAGAUGCACUCUGUCUUUGUCGAUGUGCGUUUAUCUGUCUGUUGGUCAUAGGGUAAUGGUAAAAUUGGUCAGUCAUUUCAGGUCCUGGAGCAGUGGUCAAGAGUAGCUACUGUCCUCACUAUUUGAUCUGCAGAGUCAUUACAGUCGAUGUCUAGAAGUAGUCCAUCAGGAGGGAUAUCUUUUCUGUCCUCAGACUACAUUUUUGCAACCAUCAGUUCCUUGGCAAGGUUACAUGUUUUCGGCAAACAGGUGUUCAUUUACACAGUCCUUUAAGCGGUGCUAGGGACUUCUGUUUUCACGUUUUUGAAAGGUCACCUGGUCUAUCCCUGGAUUUGACCCGUUUGUACGGUCCUACUCGUCUACAUCAUGUUUUCCAGAGCUGAGGGGUCUGCAGGCGAUGGGGUUUGGUGUUUGAGCAUUUGGGGGGCCAGUAGCACUCAAUUUCUCUUUUGUUGGGGAGAAGAGCUGGUGGUGAUUGGAAGCGACCUCGGGCUGGAGGAAGGAUUGCAAAAGGCAAACAGAAUAAGGGUUAUGUAAGUGGUCAGCAGGUCAGAAACCCACAAAUUCUGUGACUCUAGGUUCAGGCAUAACAUAAGACUCAGUUCCCACGUCAGGUUGCAUGAGGCUGGUGUGAGCAUCGGAGGCUAGGUACAUGCAGUGUUAGAGAAACAGUGAACGUGGUUCCCCUUCCUGUUUUUGCUGGUGAAAACUGUUGCAGCACAGAGGUUAAGUGCUUCUGCUGCUGUCAUUACAUCUUGGAAGUUUGAAUCAUCCGCAAAGUGGGGAUGUUUUACCUGUGAAACAAAAAACAAAGAAAAAGAGAAAAAAAGGAAAAAAGGAGGUUAUAUGUGUGAACUUGUGAAGGUUAGUCUGCCAAGCUCUUUAGGUCCCUCGUAUGGUUCGCCUGAUUAUUAUGCAAUUUGAAGUUUUAACUAAAUCAGUGUUGAGCCUAUGGAAAUGUAUUGUAAUAUGUCUACUGCACGUCGAUAUCUGUGAAACUCUGAGGUGGUAGGAGAGACAUGGCUCUUUGGGGACCUCCUAGUCAGGGAAGUAGCCACAUGUGUAGGGCUCAUGGUGCGUGGUUUGCAUUGCACAUACUUCAGAUUAGUCUCAGGAACUUUUGCAUAUGAGAUUCUCGCAAUCCGGAUGCACGUGCAGACUGUUUCAAGUUAGUCUAAGGGCUGGAAGGUGGGUUGUGCUUCGGGUCUGGGGGAGGUGGCUAAGUGGAGUUUUCUUUUUUAAUUGCAGCGUUCGGCCAGUUAGUUAGAGUUCUGCAGGUAUGUGUGAAACGACAAGCUCAGAAAAAAAAACAAAAAACGAAAAAAGGGAGGUUAUGUGUGAAGGUUAGUUUGCCAUGCUCUUUAGAUCCCUGGUAUGGUUUCCCAAUUGUAGUAUUGUGCAAUUUUAACUAAAUCAGUAUUUAGUCU